Molecule: messenger RNA, 1936 nt
Organism: Cynoglossus semilaevis (tongue sole)
Lineage: Eukaryota; Metazoa; Chordata; Actinopteri; Pleuronectiformes; Cynoglossidae
Gene: atp5f1b
Product: ATP synthase F1 subunit beta
Exons: 10
Coding region: 54-1607 (517 amino acids)
Biological process (GO): proton transmembrane transport; proton motive force-driven mitochondrial ATP synthesis
Cellular component (GO): proton-transporting ATP synthase complex
Molecular function (GO): proton-transporting ATP synthase activity, rotational mechanism; ATP hydrolysis activity; ATP binding
Source: RefSeq, a predicted model, not a curated record
CAUUAUAAAGCCGCCGCUUCCUCCGUCUCUUUCCACCUUCAGCCAUUUUGACCAUGUUAGGAGCUGUGGGACGCUGCUGCACCGGGGCUCUGCAGGCUCUCAGGCCUGGAGCCCAGCCCCUCAAGGCCCUCGUCGGUUCUCCGGCUGUGCUUUCACGCAGAAACUAUGUUGCCCCCGCUGCCGCUGCCAUUGUCGCCACAGGUCGCAUCGUGGCUGUCAUCGGUGCUGUUGUCGACGUCCAGUUCGACGAAGGCCUCCCUCCCAUUCUCAAUGCCCUAGAGGUGGCUGGCCGUGACUCCAGACUUGUCCUGGAAGUUGCUCAGCAUCUGGGGGAGAGCACAGUACGUACCAUUGCUAUGGAUGGAACUGAAGGUCUGGUCCGUGGACAGAAAGUUCUGGACACCGGUGCCCCCAUCAGAAUCCCUGUGGGCCCUGAGACCCUGGGUAGGAUUAUGAAUGUCAUUGGUGAGCCCAUUGAUGAGAGGGGUCCCAUCUCAACCAAGCAAACUGCACCCAUCCAUGCAGAGGCCCCUGAAUUCACUGACAUGAGUGUGGAGCAGGAGAUUCUGGUUACUGGCAUUAAGGUUGUGGAUCUGUUGGCCCCCUAUGCCAAGGGAGGAAAGAUCGGUCUGUUUGGUGGUGCUGGUGUAGGAAAGACUGUGUUGAUCAUGGAGCUGAUCAACAACGUGGCAAAGGCCCAUGGUGGUUACUCAGUGUUCGCUGGUGUCGGAGAACGAACCCGUGAAGGAAACGACUUGUAUCAUGAAAUGAUUGAGUCUGGUGUCAUCAACCUGAAGGACACCACUUCAAAGGUGGCACUGGUGUACGGACAGAUGAACGAGCCCCCUGGUGCUCGUGCCAGAGUGGCUUUGACUGGACUGACUGUGGCUGAGUACUUCCGUGACCAGGAGGGUCAGAAUGUGCUGCUCUUCAUUGACAACAUCUUCCGUUUCACACAGGCUGGAUCUGAGGUGUCUGCCCUUCUGGGUCGUAUCCCCUCAGCUGUGGGUUACCAGCCCACCCUGGCCACUGACAUGGGUACCAUGCAGGAGAGAAUCACCACCACCAAGAAGGGAUCCAUCACAUCUGUGCAGGCUAUUUAUGUGCCUGCUGACGAUCUGACUGAUCCUGCCCCUGCCACCACAUUCGCUCAUUUGGACGCCACCACUGUGUUGUCCCGUGCCAUCGCUGAGUUGGGUAUUUACCCCGCUGUGGACCCUCUGGACUCCACCUCUCGUAUCAUGGACCCCAACAUUGUUGGAGCAGAGCACUACGAUGUGGCCCGUGGUGUGCAGAAAAUCCUCCAGGACUACAAAUCACUUCAGGACAUCAUUGCUAUCCUGGGUAUGGAUGAGUUGUCUGAGGAGGACAAGCUAACUGUGUCCCGUGCUAGAAAGAUCCAGCGUUUUCUGUCCCAGCCCUUCCAGGUGGCCGAGGUCUUUACUGGACAUUUGGGAAAACUGGUGCCUCUGAAGGAAACCAUCAAGGGCUUCAAGAGCAUCCUGGGGGGUGAGUACGACUCAUUGCCUGAGCAGGCCUUCUACAUGGUGGGUCCCAUUGAGGAAGUUGUUCAGAAGGCUGAGAAGUUGGCUGAGGAGCACUCUUAAAAAAUCUGUACUGUUGUAGAGAAGGAGCUGCGUUCUGGAGUUAGGAGCACUUGGUUUGUAAAACAUGUCAAAAUGCAAAUGUAUCUGUCCUGUCAUCAUAAACAAAGUUCUAUUUAAUGUUGGAAAAUCAAACAUGGAAUAAAACACUGUCUUUCCACAAAAGCUCUUUGGUCCAAUUGUAUAUUUCCUUUUAGGCUCUGAUAUCUGCUAAAGUAUUGUUUUGGUUUGUUUGAAUUUGAAAUGAUGGAUAUUCUGACCAGUAUGUGGCUGAGCCAUGGUGAGAUGCCUGGACUUUGUUUCAGCUGAAAUAAAACAAUGGACAAAUACAG